GUGACUUUCACUUCUCUCGAUUCUUCCUCUUGUUCUAUGGUUAAUCUUCUAUCCCAAUAAUAAUGAUGGCUCCCCCACAGUCGGAAUCGGACCUCGUACAGAAUGGGCUCGAGGAGAAGCUCGCGCCCACAAUUGAUGUGGAGGGCAAUUCUCCAUCCACAUCCCCCCUUCCUGAGACUCGCAAAAAAAGGGGGAUUUCCUGGUUUUUGGUCGUUGCCAGCACUCUUUCUUGCAUAUUUCUCUAUGCGAUAGAUAAUACUAUUACUGCCAAUGUUAUCCCGGUGAUCGCAGCCGACUUUCAAAAUACGGAUAAGCUUGCAUGGUUGUCGGUUGGUUUUAUGAUUGGCGGUGUCGCGGUGGUCCUUCCAUUUGGCAAACUCUACGGCCUAUUCAACAUCAAAUUUCUUUAUAUCGCUUCCGUUGUCCUGUUUCAAGGCGGAUCGGCUCUGUGCGGUGGUGCACCGAACAUAAGCGCCUUCAUUGUCGGACGGGUGAUUGCAGGCGCUGGAGGCAAUGGCAUGUAUCUCGGUGUGAUGAAUAUUCUUUCCAUCAACACCAAUGACAUAGAGCGACCUAUGUAUCUAGGUCUUGUUGGACUUGUGUUUGGCACAGGAACUGUCGUCGGGCCACUUAUCGGCGGUGGUUUUGCAGAAUCAAGUGCUACCUGGAGAUGGGGCUUCUAUAUCAACCUCUGCGUCGGCGCACUAUUCGCCCCUGUCUACCUCUUUCUCAUCCCAGGAUUUGACCCGCGUGGAUCUCAGAAGAUUCGCGCCCGUUUCCGCGACUUUGAUUAUCUAGGAGGAAUACUCAGCAUCGCUGUCCUUGCAUGCAUAAUCAUGGCGAUCAACUUCGGUGGUCCUAUGUACGAUUGGAACAGUCCGCAGAUUAUCGUUCUCUUCGUUCUGUCUGGCGUACUUACCUUAGUCUUCGGUUUUCAACAAGUUCUUUGUUUCAUGACCAAGAAAGAGCAUCGCAUGUUCCCUGUUUCAUUCCUGAAAAUGAAGGAAGCAGUUUUGCUUUUCAUUUGCAUGGCGGCUUCCAACGCUGGAGGGUUCAUUCCGAUAUAUUACAUCCCAACAUACUUUGCUUUCGUCCGCGGUGAUGAGCCAAUGCACUCAGCGGUCAGACUCUUACCGCUAAUUAUAUUUAUCAGCGUGGUAAUCCUCGUGAACGGAGCUUUGAUGUCCAAGUUUGGAUAUUACCAGCCAUGGUAUGUCGCUGGAAGCGCUUUAGUCAUCGUUGGUGGCGUCCUUUUCUCUCGUGUCGACGCCAAUACCCCAGCACGGGAUAUAUACGGUUACGAGGUGCUUGCCGGAAUUGGAACUGGCUGUUACAUCCAGGCUGGAUAUGCUGUUAUGCAGUCUUUAAUUGAACUUUCAAUGACAGCAAACGCGAUUAGCUUUAUGAUGUUAGCCCAACUGCUUGGAAUCACAUUUGGCUUGUCCAUAUCAGGAGCCGUGUUUGUUAAUUACGCACUUAACGGUUUACUCAAAGCCAUCCCGAAUGUCACCCACGAUGAAAUUGAGUCUGCUCUUCUUGGAGUGAGAGGCGAUAUCCUGGGGAGUCUUCCCGCCAAUAUCCAAGCGGCGUCUUUAACUGUCAUCGUUGAGGCUAUCAAGAAAGUAUAUAUUCUGGUCUACGUGGCUGGCGCUGUAGGCUUCGUUACUUCAAUUUUCCUGAAUAGAAAAGGAAAGGUGCAUGGUUAGAGGAGCUUCUUUGAGGACUGGCCUUGUCGUUGUGUGGAGAGGAUAAACAUGGAUUUAUGGGGUUUCAUGAAUUAAAUAAUAGCACAGAACGAUAGAGGAUACUAUAGCAUUUGCAUCGUUUUGUUUAUUUUUAUUUUUAUUGUAUUUUUUGGGGGGGGAUUUUGCGUUACAUAUCGCAAUAUAUUUUGGCCAACCCUUUAUAUUGCAACGAAAUAUCACAUUUUCUAUUCAAACAACCCUUACCUGCUCAUUCGAUACCAACACCUGCAUUAACCUAUGCAGCCCAAAA
Messenger RNA from Histoplasma capsulatum G186AR, 1995 nucleotides. RefSeq lists its product as uncharacterized. The record is from RefSeq and is a predicted model, not a curated record. The transcript has 9 exons. Lineage: Eukaryota; Fungi; Ascomycota; Eurotiomycetes; Onygenales; Ajellomycetaceae. Gene Ontology annotation, biological process: transmembrane transport. Bases 66 to 1706 code for a protein of 546 amino acids. Gene Ontology annotation, molecular function: transmembrane transporter activity.